Messenger RNA from Pseudoliparis swirei, 4112 nucleotides. Its product is annotated as NACHT, LRR and PYD domains-containing protein 14-like. Gene Ontology annotation, molecular function: protein binding. Lineage: Eukaryota; Metazoa; Chordata; Actinopteri; Perciformes; Liparidae. Bases 83 to 3010 code for a protein of 975 amino acids. The transcript is spliced from 9 exons. The record is from RefSeq and is a predicted model, not a curated record.
GAUAGUCAACUAGUUAACGCAAGUCACCUCCGCAGCUCGGAGUCCUGUUCCCAGUGUGUUUUUACUUCAAGACGCCCCACUGAUGCUCACGUCCACGACGCCGCCCGCUCGUCUCGGAACCACUGCCUCUGUGAUGGAUCUCCAAAGCUGUCUGAAAACCACCCUGAAGAAGAAAUAUCAGAAACUAAAUGAGGACUCCUCAGAAAAGUUUUUAUUUCCAUCAAGACUUUGCAAUCGAAAGCUCAAGCACGACUACCUGCUAUCCAAUUUGCACCAGCACGAGUUUAGAUAUGUUGACAAUUCUGACCUUCAUAGUUGGGCUUUUUAUGAAACCGUCCCGCUCGCCGAUAUUUUAUCGUGCGAGUGCAAACAUAACAGCAGCCAAAAAACGGUCGUCACCUUAGGAGUGUGCGGAGUUGGCAAAACCACAACAGUGCGGAGCUGUGCUCUGGAGUGGGCCGAGGGGAAAGGUUACCGCGACAUCAAGCUCCUGUUUCCUCUCACGUUCUGGGAGCUGAACUUGCUAAGAAGUAAAUUGAGCCUCAUUGAACUCCUCCACACGUUUUAUCCUGAAUUGAAGGAGCUCGACUUCUCCUGCCUGAAUGAAAACAACGUGUGGUUUGUCCUCGAUGGACUGGAUGAGUAUCAUCGCCCGCUAAACUUCUGCUGUCCAACUGUGACUGAUGCUUCUGAGGUAUCCACAGUGGAUAAUAUAGUGACCAGUUUGAUCAGGGGGAACUUACUUCCCAGUGCUCAUAUAUGGAUAACGAGCCGAGUUGCAGCGAUGAAUCAAAUCCCCAGUUGCCAUGUCCUUAAAGUGACUGCGGUUCAAGGGUUCAGUCAUGAACAGAAGGAGCAGCUCUUCGGGAGAGUGAUGGGUAAUGAGGAUCUGGCCAAUAAAGCCUUCAACCACGUGAAAAUAUCGAGGAGUCUGAACUUUCUCUGUCAGAUACCUGCGAUCUGCAUGAUCAUGGCAAACGUGCUGAAGGAUCAUUUAAAACCAGAGACUGGGUAUACAAUCAAUCCCCUUAAUUUAACCCAGAUGUACACAAAUCUGGUCAAAGCAUCGAACCCGGACAUUGUUGCCAAGCUGAAAAAGCUGGCACUGCGUCGCUUGGGAACGGCUCAUGUCAUGUACGAGUCUGAGUUUCGAGAGAGUGACCUCAGUGUUGAGGAAGCGUCCACUUUCUCCAAGGAGUGUCCUCUGGCGUUGAGAGAAGAGACGGGGCUCCGUAACACCACAGUGUUUCGCUUCGGUCACUCGAGCAUUGAGGAGUUCUUGGCUGCGUCUGCUGAACUGGAUCGUUUUGAAACGGGUCCGGCCUACUCUAACCAUUGUCUGGGUCUGGUGGACCAGGUGGUGCAGCAUGCUGAUGGAAAGAAGGAUGUCUUCCUGCGCUUCAUCUUUGGCCUCCUUAAGGAACGUGGCAUGCUGGAGCCCACUGAUCCGCUGUUUGAGCAAACCAAAAAGAAGAUCCUGCAGAACAUUCUGUCCUACAGCGGUGUGACCUUGUUCCACUGUCUGAGGGAGUACGACAGCCAGGCUUUACUGGGAGAGGUCAAGUUCUACCUGAACAACGGCUUCUCUCCGUUCCAUGAGUUCUCGGAAACACAUUGGAAUUAUAUGAUGCAGAGGACCAGCCUUUUUGAAGGGAUGAGGGAGAGUUUUGAGAUGAAGUUGUCCACGAGAUGUGAUGAGAGACUCCUCAAGCACCUGACGGAUAUUUUGAAGUCCAAGAAAGCCAUGCUGCGAUUCUCCAACCUGACCGAUAAAUGUUGUCCAGCCUUAGCGGCAAUCUUGAGCACAAAAGAGUCCUACCUGAGGGAGCUGGACCUCGGAUACAACACCAUCAGUGACGAUGGAGUCAAGGAGCUUGUGGAGGGGCUGAGUGACCAAAACUGCCGGCUGAAGAUCGUAAGGCUGCCGGGCUGUGGAAUAACCUCGCAUGCCUGUGAAUUCCUGGCCACGGCCCUGAGACGGUCCCUGAAACUCCAAGAGUUGGAUCUCAGCGUGAAUGAAAUAGGAGAUGACGGAAUGAAACAUCUGGCAGAUGGUUUGAGAUCUCCUGAAUGCAAGAUAGAAACACUGAGACUAUCACAGUGCAACAUUGAGCAAAAGGGCUGCUAUCAUCUGGCCUCAGCUCUGCAGAAGAACUCCACCAACCUGAAAGUGUUGGAUCUGAGCAUCAACAUGGUCGGAGACAAAGGCGCCAUUGAACUCUUUAAGAAAUGUGAUAUAUCGAAGCUUACAAAGCUGGAGAUGUACCACUGCGGCCUCACUGUGUUAAGCUGCAGAGGAAUCGGCGAAGCUCUGAAGUUCGAAAACAGCAACCUGGCUGAGCUCAAUUUGAGCAACAACAACUUGAAAGACGCAGGUUUUGAGCUCAUCUGCAAGGGCAUGUACGCGUGGUGUAGUUUGGAAAAACUCAAUGUGUCGAGAUGUGGAAUCACUGGACAGGGUUGCAGUUAUCUGGCGACUGUGCUGUGUUCAGUCUCCCAGCUCUACAGGGGGUCGUUGAGAAAAACCGACUGGCAAGCAGUGGAGCUGGAACACCUGGACCUCAGCAUGAACUGCCUCAGAGACAACGGAGCCAAAGAAAUCUCAUCUGGACUGAAGAAUCCACUGAGUCAUCUGAAAACGCUCAACCUGAGCGACUGCAGCCUGACUGAGGACUGUUGUCCAGAGCUCGCGUCAGGGCUCGCUUCAAAGGAGAGCGUUAUCGGGGAGCUGGACCUGUCGGGCAAUAACCUUCAAGAUAAGGGAGUGAAGAAACUCUGUGUGGGACUCAGAAGCCCUCAAUGUAAACUUGAGAAGUUGUCGCUGAGCACCUGUGGCCUGACCUCGAAGAGCAUUCCGUUCCUGACCGCUGCCCUGAAGUCAAACCCCAAACAUCUGGCGGAGCUGCAUCUGAUGGGCAACAAUCUGGAAGACUCGGGAAUCAGAGUGCUUCUGGAACUAACAACGAACCAGAAAUACUGCCUCAAUACAAUAGAUGUCUCGGCAGACUGAGGAGAGAACAGGACACACGGUCACGCUUUCUCAAACCUUCUCAAAGUAUUUCAAGUGCCUCAUGUUCUCUGUUUAAAAGAGACAUUAUACACCCAAAAUGUAAUUCCAAAAAUGUAAUCCGUAAUAUUACUUUGUGAUGAUUUAUUGUUUUUUAUUAUAUUUGUUGUCUUUUUUCUAAACUUGCUUACAUGUGCUUUCCUAGGAUGCAGCGCAUAGAUGCUUAAGAUCAUCUGAGAAAAGUGAUUCAAAAAUGUCUGAUGAAUGUUUUCAAAACUGUCCAAAACUAAGUUUUAAAUACAAAGUUGUCAUAAGCGGAACACUACACAGCCACCUCUCAGCUUAUACAGGACUGUCUCAGAAAAUUAGAAUAUUGUGAUAGUUCUUUAUUUUCUGUAAUGCAAUUAAAAAAACAAAAAUGUCAUGCAUUCUGGAUUCAUUACAAAUCAACUGAAAUAUUGCAAGCCUUUUAUUCUUUUAAUAUUGCUGAUUAUGGCUUACAGCUUAAGAAAACUCUAAAAUCCUAUCUCAUAAAAUUUGAAUAUUUCCUCAGACCAAGUAAAAAAAAGAUUUAUAACAGCAAAACAAAAUCAAACAUUUGAAAAUGUGUUUCCAGGUGUUUCGAGUUAAUUAGACGAUUCAAGUGAUUUGUUUAAUACCCUACUAGUAUACUUUUUCAUGAUAUUCUAAUAUUUAGAGAUAGGAUAUUUGAGUUUUCUUAAGCUGUAAGCCAUAAUCAGCAAUAUUAAAAGAAUAAAAGGCUUGCAAUAUUUCAGUUGAUUUGUAAUGAAUCCAGAAUGCAUGACAUUUUUGUUUUUUUAAUUGCAUUACAGAAAAUAAAGAACUUUAUCACAAUAUUCUAAUUUUCUGAGAUAGUCCUGUAUAUGGUGGUAUGUUGGCGCAGUUCAGGCCAUCACAUUGCUUAAGAAAUGUACAAAAACAAUAACAUUGUUGCAGUAAUGCAACAUGUGUCAAAGAGGAUUCAAAUGCAUAAGAAAGUAUGCAAAAAGACUCCAUUAAACCCGAUGGUGCUCAAGAUUUUGAAAUGUAAAAUGUAAGUAGUUGCACUGUAAGUAAUACUAUUACCAUAAAACUUUGUACACAU